AUGUCCAAAUGGUCGUGGUCGUCGGCAGCAAACGCAGUCGUGCACGAGUAUUCCAGAAGACCUCUCUCCACGCCUCACAACUACAGCCCGCUCCAACAACAUCAAAAACUCCUAAUCACCGGGCCCAGUGACGAUGGAAUUGGCGCAGAAAAAGGUCUCUGUCUAGCAUCCCAACCCCCCUCCACUAUCAUCCUUGCUGGUCGCAAUCGAACCAGGAUCCAACUGGUUAUUGAAAAGAUCACUCAUACCAGUCUGGCACUGAAGACAGUCCCCAUUGUUUUGGACUUGAGUGAUCUUCCCUCUGUGCGAGCAGCCGCCAAUAAGAUCAACGGAUACAUCGACCAUAUUGAUGUUCUCGCCAGCAAUGCCGCCGUCAUGUCCUAUCCGUGUAGCGCGACGAAGGAUGGGUUGGAGGUACAGUUCGGGACAAAUAUUUUUGGUCCAUCUCUCUUUACUGGUUUCGUAUCUCCCCAGGUUUCGUGA
Molecule: messenger RNA, 483 nt
Organism: Penicillium paradoxum
Lineage: Eukaryota; Fungi; Ascomycota; Eurotiomycetes; Eurotiales; Aspergillaceae
Exons: 1
Coding region: 1-483 (160 amino acids)
Source: RefSeq, a predicted model, not a curated record